Hyla sarda is the source of this 5594-nucleotide messenger RNA. RefSeq names its product copine 3 (gene CPNE3). Bases 503 to 2104 code for a protein of 533 amino acids. Gene Ontology annotation, biological process: ERBB2 signaling pathway; cellular response to calcium ion. Gene Ontology annotation, cellular component: plasma membrane. NCBI's taxonomy places the organism in Eukaryota, Metazoa, Chordata, Amphibia, Anura, Hylidae. The record is from RefSeq and is a predicted model, not a curated record. Gene Ontology annotation, molecular function: receptor tyrosine kinase binding; calcium-dependent phospholipid binding. The transcript is spliced from 18 exons.
UCCCUUUUAUUUUGUGCCAUUUAAAGAGACAGCGCUCGGCACUCCACGUCACUACGGCUUUCCAUGCAACAAACCCUCCUUUUGUGCAGAUAGCUAGAUACCAGUCCGCAACCUUCAAAUACUGGGAUUCUCAAAUCCACGAGAUAACAGUCUUUGACAUGCAAGAAAGAAGAUGAAUGGCACCAGGUUCCAGAAGUAAAGAUACCAUCUGUAGCCAACAAACAAUAAGUGUGUAAACUCGGUGUAAUUCCAAUCCCGUCAGACAAGGCCGAACACACUACCCCCACCGUGAGGCGGCUCUGCUAUGUGGAUUAGAGUGUAGGAAAUCCUGUCACUGGGGUGAGAGUGCUGGGAGGAGAAUAGAGAGGGAGGGGAAGACUUCUCCCAGCUCACUAUACUAGACACACACUAUAGACAGUGAGGAGAGGACGGCGCUGCUCAUAUACAGAGGGUGAUCUGCAGAGUGUGGAGUACAAGUCAUUGGUACAUCUAAGGAUUUCAGAUGGCUGCACAAUGUGUAACUAAAGUGGAACUAAGCAUUUCUUGUGAACAUCUGCUGGACAAAGAUGUUGGGUCCAAAUCCGAUCCAUUAUGUCUCCUCCUCAUGAACACAAGUGGCCAGCAAUGGUUUGAGAUUGAUCGCACAGAAAGAAUUCAGAAUUGUCUGAAUCCCAAAUUCUGCAAGAGGUUUCUCAUUGACUACUACUUUGAGAUCGUCCAGAAGCUGAAGUUUGGGAUAUAUGACAUUGACAAUAACACCUAUGAUCUGGCUGAUGAUGACUUCCUGGGAGAGUUUGAAUGUACAUUGGGACAAAUUGUCUCUAGUAAGAAGCUGACCAAACCUCUUGUACUGAAGAAUGGGAGACCAGCGGGAAAAGGAACGAUUACGAUAUUUGCAGAAGAAAUAAAAGAUAACAGAGUGGUGCAGUUCGAAGUUGAAGCAAGAAAACUGGACAAAAAGGAUUUAUUUGGAAAGUCAGACCCUUACUUGGAAUUUCACAGGCAGAUGGAUGAUGGAAGAUGGCAAAUGGUCCACAGAACAGAGGUCAUUAAAAACAAUCUGAAUCCUGUGUGGAGACCCUUCAAGAUACCACUCCAGGCUCUCUGUAAUGGGGACAUGGACAAAGCUAUCCGGGUAGAGUGUUACGACUACGACAGUGAUGGCUCCCACGACAUGAUUGGAAUCUUCCAGACCACGAUGUCAAAACUGAAGGAAGCCAGUCGCUCAAUGCCAAUGGAAUUUGACUGCAUAAAUGAAAAGAAGAAACAGAAGAAGAAAAGCUACAGAAAUUCUGGGGUAGUCAGUGUGAAGUUGUGCCAGAUUACGGUAGAAUAUACAUUUCUUGACUACGUUAUGGGAGGAUGUCAGAUGAACUUUGUUGUAGGAAUCGACUUUACAGGAUCAAAUGGUGAUCCCAGAUCACCAGACUCUCUACACUACAUUAGUCCCAAUGGAGUCAAUGAGUACCUGAAUGCUAUCUGGUCGGUGGGCCAGGUGAUUCAGGACUAUGACAGUGAUAAAAUGUUCCCAGCCUUUGGUUUUGGAGCGCAGAUACCACCAUCGGGGCAGGUUUCACAUGAAUUCCCACUAAAUUUUGACCCAUCAAAUCCAUUCUGUGCUGGUAUUGAGGGCAUUGUAGACUCAUAUCGCAAAUGCCUCCCUCAAGUAAAACUGUACGGACCCACCAACUUUUCUCCAAUCAUUAACCAUGUGGCCAGAUUUGCUGCGGCUGCUACUCAACAGAAAACUGCUUCUCAAUACUUUGUGCUCAUGAUCAUAACUGAUGGGGUUAUCACAGAUCUGGAUCAGACUCGACAAGCCAUCGUCAACGCUGCCAAACUCCCAAUGUCCAUCAUAAUAGUUGGCGUUGGAGGUGCUGACUUUAGUGCCAUGGAAUUUUUGGAUGGAGACAAUGGAGGACUACGAUCACCUACUGGGGAGAUGGCUGUACGAGACAUUGUACAGUUUGUGCCCUUCAGGAAGUUUGCACAGGCUCCAAAAGAGGCCCUUGCACAAAACGUCUUGGCAGAGGUCCCACAACAAGUCGUCUCCUAUUUUACUACAUACAAACUAAAACCACCAAAUGACCCUGCCACAAAGUGAAGACACCGCCGUGACCUUCAUCUCUGUAGAUUAUAUGUUUAUACUGUUCUGUAUUUAACAUUUCCUUAUUGUAAUAUGCUAAGAUGCCACAGAAAGUUCCAAUAGUUCUUUUAUAAGUUUUACUUCUCUGCCAGAUCUGCAGACUGUCACAGUGUUGCAGACUUCUUUUUAUCCUUUUUUAUGACAGCUUAUGUGCCUUACUGGAGCGGCCAGGUCAUCCGCGGUGACAGGCUUAUUAUAAGAAAGACACCGAGAUGGAUCUGUAGUACAUCUGGGAAAUGCUGUGUAUAAUAUGGGGCUGUAAUUGGAUAGAUCUUUAUUCAUCUCCCAUGGUUUAUCAUUUCAAGAUAUAUUGAACUAGACAGUCCACCAGAAGACGGAAAGCCCAGGAGACUCCUCUUAAUUCUGGAAUAACUCUGACCUGUAUCUUACUGUCUGCUGAGCAGCACGAUUUACAAUUUUAUUAAAAAUGUAAAAUGACCAGACAUCACGGUAAAAGUGAGAAAUAUGUAGAACUACAGGUCCAAAACAUGCAAUGCAGCAAGAGCCAAAGAUUAUGUAAAAGACAGAUCUGAAAUAUAUACCUGGACAGUACAGCAAAGGAAAAUUGGAGCAAUUGUCCCAGUGAAAUAAUCACAUUACAAUAUUUGCUUGGCCUAAUAGUUUUUAAUAGUUUUACUAUACUUUUGUAAUAUUUUUAUAUAUUUUUUAUAUGGUCAGUUUGAAGUUAAGUAUGUUUAAAUAUGAAGCUUUAAAGGGGUGCUCCAGGGAAGUUAAUAAAAAUAAAAAUGACCCAAAGCCACCACAAUACCUGUUCUGUGUGCCCUGUAGUUAUCCAUGUGAUUUUGCCAGCUCUUCUUGCCCCUGUUGUGUCCUAAACAUUCUUUUUUCCUUCCUUGCAGCCUAGACAAUAACUCCCAGCAGUCAGUGCGACUCUCUGUAAUGGCUGCCAGCCAAUUGCUCUUACUAUUUGUGUGCAUGCUGUGUUGUUGUAAACACACUGUACAUGUCUUUUCUUUUAAACUACCCCCCCCCCCCCCCCAGCAAUAAAUCAUGCUAUGCUCUGAAUGGCAGCAGUCAGUGAUUAGAUCUACAGCAGGAAAAGAGCAGCUUUAUGUUCUGUGGAGACUUCUCUGCCAGAAAGAUCCUCACACAGGUAGGGGGAGGGGAGGUGUGGCUGUAAAAAUGAAAAUCAUGUGGUGUUUGUCUUCCAGGAGGGUGGGGGCUAGUCUCACUGAGAGGUUUGCACAAAGACAAGCAGGAUCAGGUUAUGACGUCUUUCUCUCACAGCCUGUUAGUGACAGCUGAAAGAGGGAAACUGCGUUAUAUAGCUAAUGAAUGAUAUUUAGACAAAUACAUAGGUUGGUUAGAGGGAAAAGAUGGGCUAUGGGUUUAGUUCCCUGGAGUAGCCCUUUAAUUUAGCUUAAAAUGUAUUUUUUUCUUAAACUAUUAUUGGUUGGAAAGAGUUAUAUUUGAUAAUAGGACAUACUGUGAAAUGAGGCUUUAGACUUAAAUGGGACUUGUCACUAUUUACAUUGCAGUCCAGACAUGUUAUAGAGCAAGAGGAGCUUAGCACAUUCAUAUAUAGUUUUGUUAGAAAAGUUCCAGAAUAGUGUGAAUGGAUGUGGUGUAUAUGUGUCCGGGUUGGUUGACUUUUGUACAUUUUUAUAAUAUUUAGUUUGAUGCAUUCUGCACUGUGCUACUAGUCCUUAUUAAUAUGAUCUAUUUUUAUGUUUUACUGGAAACUGUGUACCCUAUUGUCUCCCAGACCAUAUUUUGAGACUUCUUUUAUUGUAAUGUUUUUACUUUUCUUUGUUGUUUUUGUUCAUUGUGCCAAAAAUGCAAAAAUAAAAAUUCCAGAAUAACUUCUAGGCCCCAGGUCCUAGGGUUGAGCAGAGAUUUACAUGUAUAAAUUCCAAGUUACUUUCUUUUUCUACAAAAUUAUAUAUUAAAAGGGUUGUCUGGGAUUAAAAAAAAACCUUGCUUUUUUCUCUCACAAAAACAGAGCCACUCAUGUCCACAGGUUGUGUCUGGUAUUGCAAUUUAGCUCCAUAAAUGGGACAGAGUUGCAGAACUACACACAACCUGUGGUCAAGAAUGAUGCGGUUUUUGCAAAAAUUAGGCAGAGUUUUUCCAAUCCUGGACAACAAGUAUUAUCUCCUCCAGCUCGAUAACAUGAUACUGGCAGAUCAUAAACUAUAUUCAAUGCUAUGGAUUCCCUUUAAAGGGGUAUUCCGGCUUUAUACAAGAUGUAUGAUCACAGGGGUCCCACCACUGGGACCCCCGCAAUCUUGGUGCAGCCCCCGAGAUGGGGACUUGACGUCACACCACGCCCCCUCCAUUCAUGUCUAUGGGAGGGGGCGUGACAUCACUAGGGGGCUGGCCAUGAUGUCACUUCUCAGUCUCGGAGGCAGUGCCUGGCACAGAAAGCACUUUUAUCUCUGGACAGAAUCCACCACAGAUGCUUCAGCUUUGUGGAUUUGCACUUUCAUUUUGCUCAACUCUGCAGAAUAUUCCUUGAAUGGCAGCCAUUUUAUAGCAUAAUAUGAUAACUUAUAGAAGCUCAGACUUCAAAUGGUUACCUUCUUUGUUUGCAACCAAUGGAAGUAACUACGUAAAUACGUAUGGGACCACAAUUCCCAGGGCUGUGUACUGUGCACUGCUAUGUUUUUACCCCAUAAUCUGUAUAAUAACCAUGAAUGUUUUUAUAGACUGAAUCUCUUAGAAUACAAGGUAGUAUUAUAAUAACUCUUCUAAGCUGUUGUAAAGUACGGUACUUGUUAUAUAGAUCUGAUCAGUGUAAAUCUACAUGUAAGAGAAUUCUUUAAAGGGGUACAAAAGAUAGGGGACAAGAUGCCUGAUCGUGGGCGUCCUGCCGCUGGGGACCCCCCGUGAUCUUCCACGCCGCACCCCGCUAGAAUCAGCCCCCGGAGCGUGCUCGCUCCGGGUCUGAUUACUGGCAAUCACGGAGACGGAGCAUAGUGACUUCACGGCUCUGCCCCCGUGUGACAUCACGCUCCGCCCCCUCAAUGCAAGCCUAUGGAGGGGGCGUGACAGCCGUUAAUGAAAUGGCACAGAGGGUACUAUUUCUAAACCCUGUGAUAAAAUUAUGUCGGGAUUGGGCAGAAUUGGACACCCAUGUUGCGGGAGUGGAACACACCUUGUGGGAGUUGGCGAUAACUGUCAGAAAUCUCACGGGAGCAGGAUUGAAGGGGCACUCCACUGGAAAACAUUUUCUUUUAAAUCAACUGGUGCCAGAAAGUUAAACAGAUUUGUAAAUUACUUCUAUAAAAAAAAUAUUAAUCCUUCCAGUACUUAUUAGCCACUUUAUACUGCAGAGGAAGUUCUUUUCUUUUUGAAUUUCCUUUGUCUGACCACUGUGCUCUCUGCUGACACCUCUGUCCAUGUAAAGGAACUGUCCAGAGCAGGAUAGGUUUGCUAUGGGGAUUUGUUCCUGCUCUGCACAGUUCCUAAAAUGGACAGAGGUGUC